CAGAGCAGACUCUGGCUUCGCCUAGAGGCACAGGCAGUCACAGGGACACCUGCUCAAGUGAAAGCGAAAGAGAGAUCCAGAGAGGACUGAGAAGAAACCCAAGGCCAAGGAGGGGUGUUGGGAGAGCUCUCCAAGCUGGGUGGGAGGCAGGCGGGGAGAGCAGCCCCAUGGGCGGAGCGUGGGGCUGGGGGCUGCUGCUGUGCUCGGCACUGUCCGGAGCGGCGGGAACCGAGCCCCAGGCAGCAGAGCAGCAACGGCGGCCAGUGGAUGUGAUCUUAGACUGCUUUCUGGGCACAGAGGCCAGGCACCAUGGGGCUUUUGCUGGCGAUAUGAACAGGGAGAAGGCCCUGCUGGUGCUGAGGCAGGUGCCGGUGCUGGACGACGGCUCCCUGGAAGGCUUCACUGACUUCCAAGCAGACAUGGUGGCCCAGGAUGACCCAACUGUCAUCUUCGAGGCCUCAGUGGACCAGGUACAGAUCCUGCAGGCCAAAGCCCUGCUCCAUGCUGACUGCAGUGGAAAGGUGGUGACCUGUGAGAUCUCCCGCUACGUCCUCCAGGCCAGAGCUGAGGCCAUUGCCAAGCUGGCGGCCUGGUUCAUGGCCACAGUGCAGGUAUCUAGACAGGGCCCCGGCAUCUCCAUGGUGAUGAGGACUCUCGAAGAUGCAGGUGACAGGGCUGCCUGGGAGCCCAUGCUGAACCUACCCCUGAGCCCCCAGGGGACUGUGAGGACCACAGUGGAGUUCCAGGUAACAGCGCAGACCCAAUCCCUGAAUUUCCUGCUGGGCUCCACAGCCUCCCUGGACUGUGGCUUCUCCAUGGCACCAGGCCUGGAACUCGUCAGUGUGGAGUGGCGGCGCCAGCACAAGGGGAGCGGCCAGCUGAUACACCACUGGAAGACAGGGCAGGGCCAGGCCAAGCGGGAAGGUGCCUCCCUGCCACCCGAGCAGCUACUCAAGGCCGGGGAUGUCGCCCUCACCUUGCCUGGCCUCGGGGUGAAGGACGAGGGGACCUACAUUUGCCAGAUCACCACCUCUCUGUACCAGGCUCAGCAAAUCAUCCAGCUCAACAUCCAAGCUCCCCCCAAAGCACGGCUGAGCUCGGCAGACAGCGCCCAGCUGCCCACCCUCACCUGCGAGGUCACUGGCUAUUACCCUCUGGACGUGGUGGUGACAUGGAUCCGAGAAGAAGGGAGCAGAGGCCCAGCCCGAGUCUCUGGUGCCACCUUCUCCAGCCUCAGGCAAAGCAUGGCGGGCACCUACAGCUCCUCCUCCUCUGUGACCGCGGACCCCGGCCCAACAGGUGCCACUUACACCUGCCAGGUCACCCAUGUCUCCCUGGAGAAGCCCCUUUCAGUCAGCACCAGGAUUGUCCCAAGCGCAGAGUGGGAAACGGCCAACGGAGUCAUCUUGGCCAGCUGCCCCUUCCUUCUCGCACUGCUACUCCUGGGGCUUCGGAGAAGGCAAGCUUCUUCAACGAGGCUCAUCAAGUCUCCAAGGCACUAGGAGUAGCCACGCUGCAGUCCCAGCACAGCCUUGUUCUCUGGCAGCACCGCUUGCACUGAGCCAGAGCUGGGAAAGGCCUUGGGGAGGGCCCAGGCCUGAGGGAGGGCCCGGCCCUGCCCGGCCUCAGCGGGCGCCACUUCCUCCACUGUGUGCCUUGGGCUGCUGGUCCAGGCAGAGGAGGGGAGGAGGUGAGGGGCGACAAGAAGCCAGAUGUCUGGGUGCAGGUGGAUGCCAAAGGGCCACAUGUGAGGUGAGGUGGUGGGAAAAGAGAACAAAAGAAACGGGGACAAGGGGCUGGGGAGGGGACAGGGCUGCCC
Heterocephalus glaber (naked mole-rat) is the source of this 1819-nucleotide messenger RNA. It is a transcript of the gene Tapbpl, whose product is annotated as TAP binding protein like. Gene Ontology annotation, cellular component: external side of plasma membrane. Gene Ontology annotation, biological process: cell surface receptor signaling pathway; immune response; positive regulation of T cell proliferation. Lineage: Eukaryota; Metazoa; Chordata; Mammalia; Rodentia; Bathyergidae. The record is from RefSeq and is a predicted model, not a curated record.